GAAAGGGAAUUAUUAAGGUUCCAGGCUCUAAUACCAUGGAUCGUCCGUGCACCUAGCGCCACGCCGAUAGAUAAAGUCCGGACACAAUCUAACAACACCAGGAGUAAGCAUGAGCGGGAAACAGUAGAGCGAGAGGCCCAUGGGAAUAAAGAUAGUGGUAGCCAGUGGCAAGGGUGGCGCGUACAUGAACUAAGGAUUGAGCGCCGGCAUAUGAAGAGUAUCAAAUAG
Molecule: messenger RNA, 228 nt
Organism: Blumeria graminis f. sp. triticale
Lineage: Eukaryota; Fungi; Ascomycota; Leotiomycetes; Helotiales; Erysiphaceae
Source: the annotation of a GenBank genome assembly